CUGACGGAGCUGGAAGCGGCCAUUGAGACGGUGGUCACCACCUUCUUCACCUUCGCGGGGCAGGAGGGCCGGAAGGGCAGUCUCAGCAUCAAUGAGUUUAGGGAACUGGCCACUCAGCAGUUGCCUCACUUGCUCAAGGCAGAUCAUGAGCCAUCGGCUUCCCCGGCGCCAGCCAUAGGACGACACAGCUCUUGCCAGGACAAGCACACCGGGCACCAUGGGACAGUGUCGGUCAGCCAGUGCUGAGGAUGAGCAGGAAUUCAGCGACGUGGAGAGGGCCAUCGAGACCCUCAUCAAGAACUUCCACCAGUACUCUGUGGAGAGUGGGAAGGAGACGCUGACCCCUUCUGAACUUCAGGACCUGGUCACCCAGCAGCUGCCUCACCUCAUGCCGAGCAACGGUGGGCUGGAAGAGAAAAUCGCCAACUUGGGCAGCUGUAACGACUCUAAACUAGAGUUUGGGACUUUCUGGGAGCUGAUUGGAGAAGCAGCCAGGAGUGUGAAGCUGGAAAGCCCUGUCCGGGGCAGCUGAGAACCUUUCCCUGGAAUUCUUGGGGGGGAUGUUGGGGCCUAGAAAUAAAAGUCCUCUCUACCACCAGUA
Molecule: messenger RNA, 601 nt
Organism: Mustela lutreola (European mink)
Lineage: Eukaryota; Metazoa; Chordata; Mammalia; Carnivora; Mustelidae
Gene: S100A14
Product: S100 calcium binding protein A14
Exons: 4
Coding region: 218-532 (104 amino acids)
Biological process (GO): positive regulation of monocyte chemotaxis; response to lipopolysaccharide; positive regulation of granulocyte chemotaxis
Cellular component (GO): perinuclear region of cytoplasm
Molecular function (GO): chemokine receptor binding
Source: RefSeq, a predicted model, not a curated record